UCGAAACGCCCGUUCGAGUCCCUUUUGGGACGCUGACUGAUGGCUCUGGCCGGGAGCUUCCGCGUUGUGCAGCACGAAGGACAGCGGUUCCUCUGCUUUUGCAGCGAAAACCCCGUCCCCAGGCUUCAUGUCACAAAUGCUUGCGAGUUCUGGAGCUGCGACGUUGCUUUGGAUAAGCUGGACAGACAGGUAUCUCAGUGUGGGCUGAAUUCUUCAUGUGAUGACUGCAUUGUUAAACUCAGAGAAGCCUUUGAGUAUCAAACUCCUACGCUAACCAUACAGGACAGCAAGGCCAUCUUGCAGUUCCAAGACAGCAGACAAACUUUGACCUUUGACUUGUUCAAGGUGUCUCUCUCUGAAGCGAGGAAACUAGCUCAGGACCUGGUUUUUGGCUUGGUGGAACAGGUGCAGAAGCUGGAAAAACAUGUCAAAGAGGGUGCCCUUGCAAAUGCUGGUACUUUGCCCCUUGGUAGCCCUGAGAAGAACACACUGAAAAGCCAGUCCCUCUUUUCUCCAGGUUUUUUUCCCCCCCUUCUGAACAGAACUCAGUCCCCUCAAAGGCCGGGGCGGAGCCGGCACAGGGCAAGCGGCAAGUAAAAAGAGGAUGCCUGGAGAGUCCCUCAUUAACCCUGGCUUCAAAAGUAAAAAGACACCUUCCGGGGUAGAUUUUGAAGAGGCCUGAGCCACUCUGUACACCCUACUUCAGCCCAGACAGAUCUGCAAGGCCUCGUCCCAGAUGUUGUACCAAGAUAUUUUUAACGUAUAUGCAUGUAUUUGCUCCCUUUAAACCUGAUGAAUUGCCAGGCUUCCACUCUCCUUGUAUUCAGAACAGCAGCAAAACCUUCAAAAACACCACCCUAUCAGUGGAGAAUGCAGUGAGGUUGACUUCCCACCAGCCAGAGAAGGUGGCUGGGCGGGCCAGCAGUGGAUUGAUACUUGACGAAGGACCUCACCCCUGCCCAGGGGCAUUGAGUUGAUUUCCCAGUGGGUGACGUGCCUGGAAGCUGCAUGAGAAGCAAAGUCCAAGAGACUCUCCUCUGCUGCUUCCGCUGAGCGCCCCUCUCCGCUGGUCCAGGGGGACGUGCUGCAUUGCAGGGAUUCUCGCUUGCUUUUGCUGGAACCGCACUGGAGACUUGAAAGGAGUGCAAGAACAUUCCACUCUGCAGUGGGAGAGGAACUCGGGGAAGAGGAGGCUCCUCCUGUGCUGAAAGGCUUGUUAAAAAAAUUGCAGCUGGCUCUAGGGAGGAGCCUCUGAAAUGAAUUUGCUUUUUUAAUGUGUCAAAUGAAUUUGCUUUUUAAAUGUUUUUAAUGUGUCCUUCAGGAGCCUUUUUAAAUGAAGUAUGCCUGUAAGUUACUUGAAUAAAGCGUCACAUGAACACAUGAAGCUGCCUUAUACUGCAUCAGGCCACCACCAAUUUCUAAUCCUUUGCCGCCCCCAACCGGCAAAGUCACACGGCCUUUCAACCACAUACAUAAAUGGAGAGGUACGCUUCAAUGCCCCUGAGGAAGUGAGCUCAGCCUCAUGGAAGUUUCCGUUGAAUAAAUUUUGUUAAGUCUCAAAACUGCUACUAAAUUCCUGGUUUAUUUAGAGCAUACGAGGUUUCCUGGCUAACAGCUGGAUAUACCUGUCCAUCUUCUUUAUUUUAAGGAUUUAUCCUCUGCUUUUUGACCAAGUGGUUUUCAAGGCAGUUUGCAGCAGAUUAAAACUGUACCGUGUCCUUACCCUCCUGACAGGUCUCCCUGUCCUUUGUCCCUUCUUUGGCCAGACUGGUCUUGCCCUGCUGGGAGGGAGGGGUUGCAACCUUAGCUUUGCAACUUCCUUCUGUGCUGGCUUUCUUCUGUCCUGCCGACAUUCGGCAGUGAUGUCUGUGGACCUGAUUUUAGCUUGCUUCUAACUGGAAACAGAUGCACCACAGAAUAAGAAUGCAAAAGUAACUGGUUGUUAAAUCCUGCAGAUUAGUUCCAGAGGAAGAGCCUUUUGCAUCAACAGCAGGUUUCAUGUGCAAGAUUGGAGCAUCGCCAUCAGUAAAGUGGCUCCAUGCAAUCCAACACAAAUUUUAUCACACUGGAAUAUCUUCUUCUUUUUUCAA
Molecule: messenger RNA, 2090 nt
Organism: Gekko japonicus
Lineage: Eukaryota; Metazoa; Chordata; Lepidosauria; Squamata; Gekkonidae
Gene: PAXX
Product: chromosome unknown open reading frame, human C9orf142
Exons: 7
Coding region: 40-597 (185 amino acids)
Biological process (GO): double-strand break repair via nonhomologous end joining
Cellular component (GO): nonhomologous end joining complex; nucleus; site of double-strand break
Molecular function (GO): molecular adaptor activity
Source: RefSeq, a predicted model, not a curated record